Funneliformis geosporum is the source of this 231-nucleotide messenger RNA. The record is from the annotation of a GenBank genome assembly. NCBI's taxonomy places the organism in Eukaryota, Fungi, Glomeromycota, Glomeromycetes, Glomerales, Glomeraceae.
AUGAAAGCUGAAAGAUUAAAGCUACAAAAGUUGAAGAAAUCUGGUCAAAGAUUACAACUUUCUAUUGAAAAACAACCUAAGCGGCAACUAAGUCUUAAGAAUUCGAUUAAUAAUCGCAUUAAGACAACUUCAAACGAUUACUAUCGAUACGAUAUUAAAUUAAACGUGUCACAAAAUAAUGAAAAAUUUCACGUUGUAGAUUUUUCGACUGCUCCACCGAUGUUAAAAUGA